Eremothecium gossypii ATCC 10895 is the source of this 777-nucleotide messenger RNA. RefSeq names its product Vps71p (gene VPS71). Bases 1 to 777 code for a protein of 258 amino acids. The record is from RefSeq and is marked provisional. NCBI's taxonomy places the organism in Eukaryota, Fungi, Ascomycota, Saccharomycetes, Saccharomycetales, Saccharomycetaceae. Gene Ontology annotation, molecular function: nucleosome binding. The transcript has a single exon. Gene Ontology annotation, cellular component: Swr1 complex. Gene Ontology annotation, biological process: chromatin remodeling.
AUGGGGUUCGUCGAGGAGAUUAACUUAAAGACUUACGACCCAGAUGUAUACUUCACUAGCAUACAUGCCCGCACCUCUUCAGCUAGGAACCGCAUACCGAAGUCGCUCUCAACCGGCUCAGAAACGAACCGGCCAAACCGUCGCGUAAACUACUCGCUUGCAGACCUAGAAAACAGAAUAUACAACCAGCGGGGGAGUUCGCAGGGAGCUGACGAUACAGACAAGGCAGAUUCGUACAGCGCAGAGCGGUACACCCAGGCUGAACUGCUGAAGUCCAACAAACGUUUCAUGGAACUGGACACCGAAAAUUUCGGAGAUGCCCGAGACGUGCCUUACUUAAUGAGCGCGCUCACGGGCAUAAACAAGGACCGCAUUGACCAGGCUGCCACGGGUAUCUCCGGGGGCGCUGUUCCCACCCAGUCGUCGUCCAACCGAGCCCGCAACAAAUUUGAGCUCCCCAAAAACAUGCAAAUGAUGUACCGAUGCACCAGGCCGCCUAUACCGAAAAGAAAGAAUACCAAUCGGAUCGUGGCUCUCAAGAAGACCUUGUCCUCAAGAAGACCCCUUAGCAGCUACCUGGAUGCCCUCGAUCAUGUGAACAGAAGCAUAAUCUACAACAACGUGUACAAUAAAAAGUUCACGAAGGUUCUCCCGGUCGUGACCGUGUGCUCUAUUUGUGGUGGUUAUCGGAGCCUCUCAAGUUGCGUCAAGUGUAUGGACAAGAUAUGCAGCCUGAAAUGUUAUACUCUGCAUAACGAAACACGGUGCUCGAGCUGA